AUGGGAUUGUGGCACUCCACUCGACGCCAAUGCGGAAGGAUGCCGCCGAAAAGAAUGGAACACUUUCGCUCUGUUGGAUGCGUCGGAUCCCGUAUAACAAGCGAGCUCUUUACCCUCAAAUUCAAACAUGUGGGGGCAAAAUGCUAUCCUGCUUUAUUGUUACGUAGCAAUCGAAGCCUGCUUAUGUUGCUUCGGCGGUGCUUUUUUGCCCUCUCUUCGCUCUGGACAGGAGCGCUAGUGGACACGGGGAGGGAGCAGGCGAAGCGUGUCGUUCGUAGUGGAAAGAAAGAUACCACUGCUUCGUCUUUUUGUUGGACCGCCGACGCGAACACAAUGGUCUCUGACCAGGACCAAGAACUAAUUCGAAUUUGGAUCUUGACAUGUCGAUGGUUUUUAACCGUAGGCAUUUUGCCAGGAAGUUGGUGGGCUUAUCAUGAAUUAAGUCGGGGUGGCUGGUGGUUUCGAAAUCCCGUAGAAAAUGCUUCUUUUAUGCCUCGGGUAUUAGCCACAGCGCAUAUUCAUUCAGUAAUUCUACCCCUUCUUCAUUCUUGGACCUCGUUUCUUAAUAUUGUUACUUUUCCAUGCUGUGUCUCAGGAACCUUUUCAAUACGGUCCGGAUUGCUAGCUCCCGUUCAUAGUUUUGCUGCAGAUGAUACACGAGGAAUCUUUUUAUGGCGGUUCUUCCUUCUAAUGACCGACAUAUUUAUAAUUCUUUUCUCCCAGAUGAAGCAGCAGGCAUCGGUACGUAGAACCUAUAAAAAAGGAGAUGGUUGUGGCGCGAAGUACUUUUGUGCACCUACGUCAUUCGGCUCGCGCGCAGAAGGUGGGGCUCAUAGUCUUUCAGGCCUGCUCUGGGGGCUUCUAGUACCGAUAUGA
Messenger RNA from Capsicum annuum, 876 nucleotides. RefSeq names its product cytochrome c biogenesis CcmF N-terminal-like mitochondrial protein 2. Gene Ontology annotation, molecular function: heme binding; heme transmembrane transporter activity. The transcript has a single exon. The coding region runs from base 1 to 876 and encodes 291 amino acids. Gene Ontology annotation, biological process: heme transport; cytochrome complex assembly. Lineage: Eukaryota; Viridiplantae; Streptophyta; Magnoliopsida; Solanales; Solanaceae. Gene Ontology annotation, cellular component: membrane. The record is from RefSeq and is a predicted model, not a curated record.